GAAAGAGGGGGUAGAUGAUCGAUCAACCACUGAAAGUGAAAGUGUAAACAAAUCACAACGCAGAGACAGAGAGAGACGACAUCGUACACAAACUAUUCCGUCGUCAUCUGAUAUCUGUCGUCUGCACGUUUUAUAGCUAAGGAGUAGUAUCAUAUCAAGACAGCGUCAACCGGUCGUACUAGUCAGACCAGGAUGCCGUCGGCAUCAGGCGAGAAAUCGCCGUCAAGCGAGCGUAGAGAGCCAUCAAACUUGGUAGCUCUUAACGCUCAGCUGUAUGCUCAGGGGAUCACCAAGUCGGCCUUGAAGCUGGACGGGCUGAGCUCGAAACAUCGGGAUAAUGUGAUAAGGAUAUUACAAGGCAUGCUGCAGAAGCGGACGGAAGACCUCGAACGAACCGAGACGAUCUCGACGGCUCACCGUGUCUUGUCGUACGACCAUGAGCGACUGUGCGGGAUGCAUAAGAAGCUCAAGGGACGGGUGAUUGCUGCAGAAAAGGACAAGGAGGGGACCAAGGCGCAGAUGACAGAUCUGACGGUCAAGCUGCAAAGAGAACAAGCGGCGCAUAAAUUCACAAAGGAUGAGGCACAGAAAGCGAAGAACGCCUUGGCCUUCGUCCGGACUCAGGCACAACACGAUGCCAAGAAACGAGACGCUCAGCUGGAAAAGACGCUGCAACAGUGGCAACGGCUAUGUAAUGAUAACGCUCGAGUAUCGACGGCGAGUAACAGGGGCGGGAUGUUGCUGUUGAACCCGAUCGACCCGGUUCAACAGAUCCCUCGUGCGGAUUCGUUCUGGGAUCCGGCGAUCAACGAAUUGAACCAGACGAUCAUCAGUCUGCAGGAAGAGUGUGAGGCGUUUAGGCAUGUGACCUUGUCCACAGCGAAUCAGCUGCAGGGCGUGCUCGCUAUCGCUUCGGGCGGGCCGGAACCCGCUCGACUCACCCCCUCGGCAUUUUUCAGCGCUCACCAAUCUAUCAACUCGUCUCAAAUCUCUUCAUCCACAUCGCACCCCUUGUCAGCCGAUACCCGCUUGAGGGAACUCAUAAAUAAGCUCAAGAGCCGAGUCGAGGCUGAAGUGACCGAAAAGAGGGAGACGGCGAGGCUGUAUCAGAGUGAACUUGAUUUGGAGACGCUCGAGGGAGAGAGGGUGGAAAGGGUCAAGGAGUUGAUGAGAUCGAGAAUGCAGGACGUUGAGAAGCAGUUGGUGAACGCCCGUCAGGCAGCCCAAGAGGCUCAAGAAUUGGUAUUGGAAUACGCCAAGACGAGUGGGAAGCCGAUCCCUGUUUUGAAACACGUAAUCGAUGCGGAAGAAUCGGACAAUGAUGAGACCGCUUCGAGGACGGAAGAGAUCGCUACAGCUAUGGCGGCCGCGACCAUUACCGACGAGGACAAGGAACAGCUUGAAGCCGAGAAGGCAGCAGUAGAGACGGAACGUCGUCGCAUGACAGAGGGUCUCGUUCGGCUGGCACAGGAGAGAGCCGUCUUCGAAGCCGAACGAGCCGCCUAUCUGGAAGAUAGGCGGGCGCGUGAGCUCGAAGAACUCUUGAGAGAACCGUCAAAACGGUCGCCAGAACCAUCACCGAGCUCUUCAACUUCGUCCACGACCGUAACGACCGAUUCGUCAUUGAGCCAGUCGGCACCUCCUUCAACACCAUCACGGCGAUCAGCUUCCUUGUCAACCGAAUCUUCUCGGGAUGAUGUGAUCCCCCAUUAUCCUCCCACAUCCGCUCAUCGACUCUUGACACCAAUAAGAUCGAAGAGCCUGCCAUCCGUUUCAUCGCCGUUGGCCGGUGGGAGUCGUCGCCCAGACUCUUCUUCCCCCUCGAAAGCCGCUUCACCGGCACUGAAGCGUCGAGCGCGAAAAGGACCGGCUACCCCUCUGGCGCGUUACGUCUCGCAUAAGAUCGUGGCGGAAAAGCUGGCCUCUGCGAAAAAGGCCAGGAAACUGAAAUUCGACGUCGAGGACCCAGCAGAAGAGGUUGUUGACAUACAAGAAGAUGCGGAGGAUGCGGCCGACGCGGCCGACGCUGCCGACGCUGCCGAGCGACCGGACGCUCGACCUGAUUCAACUGUCUCAGCCCCGACGGAAAAGAGAGCAGCUGCUCUUACAACUUCAACACGCGACAAUGCUCUAGGCAGGACUCGACCAGCUCUGAUGACUUCGAAAGACCGACUAAGCUCGCUCAAGACGACUAGCUCUCGGCCCCGGGUCGUGUCACCGACAAAAGCCACCGCCCGAUCCAUAUCGGGUGGACGCAGUUACAUGACCUCGACAGCGUCAUCUGCGCAUAGGGAAGGGACAUUGAAGAGCAUCCCUGCUGUAAAGAAGCUCGAAGUUGGACAGGCCUCGGGUAUGGGUCCAGCUCGGGCUUUGAAGAAGGCAAGCUUUCGGUAGCCGCAGGGAGUUUUAUAUCUUGUGCAAGGAAUUUGAUUUCGCUCUGUAUAUGUAUCUUUCCGGCGAUUCUUAUUCA
Messenger RNA from Filobasidium floriforme, 2470 nucleotides. RefSeq names its product Afadin and alpha-actinin-binding-domain-containing protein. The transcript is spliced from 9 exons. NCBI's taxonomy places the organism in Eukaryota, Fungi, Basidiomycota, Tremellomycetes, Filobasidiales, Filobasidiaceae. The coding region runs from base 193 to 2394 and encodes 733 amino acids. The record is from RefSeq and is a predicted model, not a curated record.